This is a messenger RNA of Bipolaris maydis ATCC 48331, 1743 nucleotides long. RefSeq names its product major facilitator superfamily domain-containing protein. Gene Ontology annotation, biological process: transmembrane transport. Lineage: Eukaryota; Fungi; Ascomycota; Dothideomycetes; Pleosporales; Pleosporaceae. Gene Ontology annotation, cellular component: membrane. The record is from RefSeq and is a predicted model, not a curated record. Gene Ontology annotation, molecular function: transmembrane transporter activity.
AUGGCAGCUGCUCCAGACCUCAAAGCCCUCGAGGCUAACGAGAAGGGCGAAGACAUCUACACCAAUGAUGUCAACAGCUCUCAGGCUAGCACUCCGGGCGACCUCGAUGAAUACCCAGAUCCAGACGUAGGCAAGAGCGAUGAAGAGCGUGCCAAACUCGACAAAGCACUUGUUUGGAAGAUGGACAAGUGGCUCAUCCCAUGGCUGUCGCUCCUGUACCUGCUCUCCUUCUUGGACCGCACCAACAUUGGAAACGCUCGUGCCGCCAAUAUCGAGCGGGACCUUAAAAUGGGAGGUCGCGACUACAACCUUGCCUUGACAAUCUUCUUCAUCUCUUACGCCGGCUUCGAACCGCUCACCAACAUCGCCAUCAAGAAAUGGUCUCCUCGCGUCUUCUUUACCGUCAUCAUCCUCACGUGGGGUGCCAUCAUGACACUGAUGGGUGUUGUUCACAACAGAGCCGGUCUGCUGGCUGCCCGAUUCUUCCUCGGUAUCGCAGAAGCCGGACUGUUUCCUGGUGUCAACUACUACCUCUCGUGCUGGUACAAGCGUCAGGAGCUUGGUUUCCGUGCCGCUCUCUUCUUCUCAGCCGCUGCGCUUGCUGGUUCGUUCGGUGGUCUUCUCGCUGCCGCCAUUACCGAAAUGGAUGGUGUUGCCGGUUAUGAGGGAUGGCGAUGGAUCUUCAUCAUCGAGGGUCUUAUGACUGUAUUCGUCGGUAUUUUCUGCUGGUGGAUGGUUUUCAACUUCCCAGACACUGCGAGUUUCCUAUCUCCCGACGAAAAGUUGCGAGCUGUUCGUCGACUUAAGCUUGAUGGACAAGCCCGCGCCAAGGUCGGUGGAAUUGACCGCCGAGACGUCAUUGCAGCCCUCAAGGACUGGAAGACAUGGGGAUACUCCGUCAUCUACAUGGGCUGUCUCUGCCCGCUCUACUGCUUCUCCCUGUUCCUGCCGACGAUUCUUCUUGGCAUGGGCCACAAAGGCACCAAGGCCCAGCUCUUGUCGGUCCCACCUUACGCCGUUGCUGCAGCCAUGACUGUCAUUAUUGGUUAUGUUGCAGACAAGACCAAGAAGCGUGGCUACUGCAACAUGUUUGUAUCGGCCAUUGGAUGCGUCGGUUUCGCCAUGCUGCUCGGUACAACGAAGCCAAAUGUCCAGUAUGCUGCCACCUUCCUCGGCGCCAUGGGUAUCUACCCAACUGUCUCCAACACACUGACGUGGGCUUCCAACAAUGUCGAGGGUUCGCUCAAGCGUGGUGUCAUGGUCGGUGUCGUUGUCGGCUGGGGUAACAUGAACGGUGUUGUAUCUUCCAACAUCUACGACCCUAAGGAGAAGCCACACUACCGUACUGGCCACGGCAUUGUCCUUGGUUACAUGGCCUUGUUCCUUUUCGGCGGAACUGUCUUCAUGCACUUUGCCUUGGCACGUGAGAACAAGCUCAGAUUGGCGGGCAAGCGCGACCACUGGGUCGAGGGCAAGUCUGAGCAGGAGAUUGCUGAUUUGGGCGACAUGCGACCGGACUUCAUCUACACCACCUAAGUCAUUUUGAAUGUGUGGUUAUAGUUCUUUUAGCGACCUGUCCUGUAUGAGCGCCUUUGACAUUGUUGAACGUACAUAGAUACCCGCGAUAUUGGGUAAUCUACCUGGGAUCCAAUUCGCUCGAAUCAAGAAUGAUAGUAUAGAAAGGGAAAGAGUGUAUAUAGUGGGCGAUGAUUGUACAGGAAUCAAAAGCAUUCGAACCUUGAA